Molecule: messenger RNA, 945 nt
Organism: Nematocida parisii ERTm1
Lineage: Eukaryota; Fungi; Microsporidia
Exons: 1
Coding region: 1-945 (314 amino acids)
Source: RefSeq, a predicted model, not a curated record
AUGACCCUGAAGAGUAAUAUUGUACAAGAAGAUUUAAGUGAUGAAAUUACGAAUAAUAUCCAUGAUAUGGUAAAAAGUAAUAUAAAAAUACCAACAGAUUUUUUAAUUAAUGAAAAUUUUGAAAAAUCAAAAAUUUCCAAUAGUCCAUUCUUUACAUCUGUGACGUAUACAUUAAUUAUAACGGAAAUUCUGAUUUUUAUACAAGUAUUAUUAGUAAUGGGUACAAUCCUAGCAAUUGUAUUCGAUAAAAAAUGGAUAUACCUGGGGUUAUACUGUACAAUGUGUGGAUCAUUAGUGCUUAGCUUGAUUUUAGGGUUUGUGGCACUUACAAAUUCCGUUAUUUUUUCAUUUUUAUGUGAAAAUGGGUUAAAGUGCGACUUACACCAACCAAUUCAUACGGCAGUAACCCCAAUCAGUAAUUUAUUGGAUACGCCAGAUAUGAUACUGCGUGAGUCCAUUAAUAGGUCUACUAUUAGGUUACAGAAACAGAUUAAUACGGUUAUAAGUACAAAUACAACAGAAGAUAUAGAAAAUAUUUUAAAUCAAAUCGAUAGAUUAUUUCAGAUAAAACCUGAUUUUAAAAAUUUUAUUAGUAAUAAUCCUAACGGAAAUUUAGUAAAUGAAGAUUCUGUAUAUAAUACAGCAAGUAAAAUCAAAAGUACGUUAAAUUCCAUAAAAUCACAGGAUAAGAAGGUGAGAGAGAAUAAUUGGACGGAUGUAUUUAAGAAAUUAUCAGAGAUAAAUGUAUUACUAACUGAUACAGCACCGAAUAUUAACAAGAGAAGGCGGGAGAGGUUAUCUGAGCUAUCUACUGGUCAUUCAACUGAAGUAUCUUCAUGUACAAGCAAGGAGAAAGCUAUUUGUGAUUUAAAGAAGAGGUUUGAUUCAUUAUUUAUUGGGUUAUUCUUCUUUUCUGUUGUUUUAUCGGUUCUUAUAGCUAUAUAA